GUCGUCCUGAGCCUCAUGACUGGCGAGCAAGCCACAGCCCCCAACUCUGACGGCAGCGCCGGGAGUGGGAGUGGGAGCGGACCCAGCCGCCCAGUCGCCUGGACCUGGCGCUUCAUCGAGCAGCUCGCGCACCAGCGGCCCGACUACUUCACCUUCGAAGCGCAGUGCGCGCUCGUGACGGGCCUGUUAACCGCGCAGGCGGAUUUCAAGGGCGCAUGGCAGGUCCUGCUCAGCAGCAUCCGCGCGACGAACUUCGGCUUCGUGUAUAUAGUCAUCGACAACAUGGACGCCGCGUUCGACGAGUCCGCGAGCGCGGACGAGCUGGACGAGCUGUUGCAGGGGCUGCACGCCCUCACGCAGAUCGAGAACCGAGUCGUCAAGAUAUUGAUCACGGCUCGGCGCACCCGCUUCUACGAGCUCAACGUCACGCCGCCGGGAAGCAUGACCAUCGUCCGCGUCUCCCCCUUCACGGAUCUCGGGCAGAAAGGGAGACCGAGCGGCCGCAAAGGCGUGCUCGCGGCUAUGCGAAAACCUAGAAUGGGGCGGCCAACCCGCCUGCCCGAUCGUGACACAAGUGCUGAUGUUACGUUGAGCGAUAGCAGCGAGUGGGAUGACGAGAAGCUGGAGGAGAUGCUGGAGAGCAGUGACGAGGAAGGGCGGAAAAAGAAGGCGGCGAGGCGGCGGGAGAGGGGAAGGAAGGUGAGUGUGGUUAAGGCUUUGGGUAGUGUCGAUUCGUUAGACUCGUUAGAUUCGGAUUCUUCGAGCGAUGGUGGGGGAGGGAAUGGGCUGAAGGAGCUGGGGAAAGCCAAGGCGAGUGGUGGAGUGAAGAAGAGGGUGGCCGGGACGGAGAGCGAAGAUUCGCUAGACUCGUUGGACUCGCUGGAUUCGCUGGAUUCGCUGAAGUCGCUAGAUUCGCUAGACGAGGCGCUGAAAACGUCGAGUGAUGAGGAGGUCUCGCCGAAAGAGGAUCGGAAGAAAACCAGAGCGUCGACUCAGCCGAAGAGCGGGGGGAAGACGGGUGAGGAAUCUAAGAAUGUAGCUACAGGAUCUGGAGCAUCAACCCACUUGCAUGCUCCUCAGCCUGUAGCUCCUACUUGGACACACUCUCCUGAAGGGUCCGACUCGGACUUAGACUCUCUAUAGUUAUAGCAGCUCAUCAAUCUGAACAAGCCG
This is a messenger RNA of Mytilinidion resinicola, 1173 nucleotides long. RefSeq lists its product as uncharacterized. Bases 16 to 1143 code for a protein of 375 amino acids. The transcript is spliced from 2 exons. Lineage: Eukaryota; Fungi; Ascomycota; Dothideomycetes; Mytilinidiales; Mytilinidiaceae. The record is from RefSeq and is a predicted model, not a curated record.